UGGAUUUGCUUACAACUUCACGGGAAGUCUUUGCUUUGUGCUUCUGCCUCUGGUUUCGUGCCUCCUUGGAUAUUGCGCCACGCUGCACACCGUUUGCCAACUGGCAUGUGAGGGAUCGCGUGCAGUUUACAGUGCGCUGGCACGAACACGUUUAUCUUCAGCCUUUUCAGUGGCAGGAACCCGGCCGAGCCGAUGAGUGCGCCCCACAUGUUCCUCUCAAACGUAUACAACAUGUUGUUCAUCACAUUUGCCAGAUGAUACCUGUUGAUUUUUCCUCGCGCCAUGUCCUCCUGUCAGACUGAGCUGGACAAUGAAGUUAUGGGAUAGCCUGAUCACUUGUUUGAUACUGCUGAGCGCCGUGCACGCCAGCCGUCUGCUCCGGAGCCGACCACAGUCCUCUUCCACCGAGAGGAGAGGGCGCGCCGCCGACAGUCCCCUGGAGCUCCCGCCGAUUCAGGGCCGCCUGUCUCUCGCUUCCCCGGGAAUGAGCCUUGCUGAGGCGGGUACAGCGGACUGGGAAAGUACGCUGGCUGAAGGAGAAACAAACACCAUGGAGGAGUACCCUACAAAUGAGUUUAAGGACAUGGUGGAUUUAAUCAAAGGGACCAUCAGUAAAAUACGUCGUUCCUCCUCAUCCACUGUGUCCUCAUCUACCUCCUCCCCUACCUCUUCCCCCUCCGAAGAAGACCUGAGCAGCAGGACUCGACUCAGGAGGGAAAGGAAGAAGGGGACAAGCCAGCAGAGUGGAGGAAGAAGAGGAAGAGCUAGAGGAGGGGAGACAGGAGGGAAGGUAAAGGGAGGUAACAGACGAGGACAGGGCUGUGUGCUCAAACAGAUCCACCUCAAUGUGACAGACCUUGGGCUGGGUUACAGCUCCAGCGAGGAAAUGAUAUUCAGGUACUGCUCCGGACCCUGCAGGAAGUCUGAGACAAACUAUGACAAAAUCCUUUAUAACCUCGCUCACAACAGGAGGCUUCCUCCUAAGGACACGCCCCCACAGACCUGCUGUCGGCCAAUAUCGUUUGAUGAUGACCUCUCGUUUUUGGACGACAACCUGGUGUACCACAUCGUGAGGAAGCACUCUGCCAGGAAGUGUGGCUGUGUGUAGGGAGCUGGUGUCAGGUGUUGUGUAGUUUAACAUACCCUCCCAUUUUGAAGUUGAUGUUGAGUGUUUUUUCUUCUGUUUUUCCCACUGUAAGGAGACUUCCAGACAUUACUUGUGGUCGAAUCCAGUCCAACAGUAAAGGAAUAAAGAAGGAAAGGAGUUUACAGUUUUAACCUCAAAGCAAGGAUCCGCUUCGUUGCUUAAUCCAAAUAUCCCAAUUUCCUUCACAGUUCACACCUCACAUUGCUAAUAUGUUCAGUGUGAUUUUAAAUGUUUCCAUGGAUACUCUACCUAUACUUUCUGGACUGAAAUCAGUCAGACACAAUGGAUGAUUCAGCAGACUCGUUCUGUCUAUUGUAUAGCACGUAUGUUACAUGGAAAAAGUUAUACACAUAUGAAAUGUAUUUAUGAAAUCUUGAAUUUAUUAACUUAUUGAUAUUUAUUAUGUUUUUAUAAAAGGAAUACAUGUUAUUUAUUACUGUAAUGUGAUAUCUCAGACCGUGCCAAAGGUUUAAAACAAAUAAUUUGAUGAUCUAUUUCCAUAUAAAAGCUGUAUAAAAGACUGGUUUACAGGCCCUGUGGAAUUGUCUUGCAAACAAAGGUCUGUGUUCAUUUAUUGCUUUUCACCAAAGCACAUUGUGUGUCCUUGAAGUCUAACAAAAGAGUUUUCUAAAUAAUUUUCUUCCUCAUAAAACAUUUUCGAAGCCGAAUUUGAAAACAGUCAUUUAAAUUGUGCAUUGUUUACAUCAUGAUCAAGCGCUUGCAGGCUUCUUAUUUGCUGUUGCAUUCAUUGCUACUUUGGUGCAUUGCUCACAUGCUCAAACUAUACAAAGAAGCAGGGACCAUCUCUUAAAAACUCUACAGGACAUCUUCAAAACUGCCCUCACUAUCUCAUCCUAGUGUAUUCACUUGAUGUGUAAGUGAAACAAGAUUUCCUGAUAGAAAUGUACCAACAGCUAUAUUUUUUAUACGAUAUUCACUUUAAAAAUGCCUUAUUUACUUGUUAAUAAAUGUAUUCUACACAGUGUAUUCUGUAUGUGAUUACUAAAGCAGGAUUUUGUGUUUCAGAUCUAUGUCGAUGAGUUUAGCAGACAAGAAGCCA
Messenger RNA from Gymnodraco acuticeps, 2207 nucleotides. Its product is annotated as glial cell line-derived neurotrophic factor-like. Gene Ontology annotation, molecular function: glial cell-derived neurotrophic factor receptor binding; receptor tyrosine kinase binding; growth factor activity. NCBI's taxonomy places the organism in Eukaryota, Metazoa, Chordata, Actinopteri, Perciformes, Bathydraconidae. The record is from RefSeq and is a predicted model, not a curated record. Gene Ontology annotation, biological process: positive regulation of branching involved in ureteric bud morphogenesis; peripheral nervous system development; negative regulation of neuron apoptotic process. The transcript is spliced from 2 exons. Bases 311 to 1108 code for a protein of 265 amino acids.